Pyrus x bretschneideri (Chinese white pear) is the source of this 1038-nucleotide messenger RNA. RefSeq lists its product as uncharacterized. The record is from RefSeq and is a predicted model, not a curated record. The coding region runs from base 144 to 722 and encodes 192 amino acids. The transcript has 3 exons. NCBI's taxonomy places the organism in Eukaryota, Viridiplantae, Streptophyta, Magnoliopsida, Rosales, Rosaceae.
CAACAUUCCCACAGAGCCCAGUUGCACUUUUUCACUCGCAAAAUCAUGUUUCUGGUUCAUUAAUUUGCAUUUGAAGACGACUUCCACGCUCCUUCCCUUCUUCGACCCUUGCCUGCUCACAAAAAAGUGUCAUAUAUAAUCAGAUGGAUCGGGUCCCAGACGUUGCUGUUAGUGUACCUCUACAUACAGAAAUAGAAGGCAGAAGCAAAGAACGUUUUGAAAAGGUGCAUAAAUAUAUAUGUUCCUUCAUCGUCAUGCUAGGCGGUUUCCUCCCACUGAAGCAAGGAGCUAGAAAUGAGUCUCUAUUCGACACAGACUAUCCGGCUAUGGUGUCCCUUAUUGUUGCGCUAAUUGCUUAUGGCGGAUUACUAAUUGCCUCUAGAAUACUCCACGUGCAAGCUCACCCUAAUUCGGAUUUGGCAGAAUCAAUGAUCAAUAAGAUUAGCCUCCUCUUUGGAACUCUUGCCUUGAUUUUGGAAAUAGUAAUCCUCGUGCCAGGUUUAGGGAAAGUCGCCGGAUUCUUCUGGGUUGGUUGGUUUUUGAAGGUUGUAGCUGAGUACGCCAGCGAAUACCUUAAAACGUUGUAUGAAAGUGCAGUUGCAUUAGUUGUUCGUACAUUUGAUAAAUUGGAAGACUAUCUGAAUAUGAUCAUCCAACGUUUUGCAACAGAACCUGAAGAACAAACUGAUGAGCUUCCUCAAGUAACUUCUACCACGGUUUAGGUUUGGGGUAUUAUUUUUACUCGUUAUUAUUUUUCUUUAUUUUGUUGAGUUAGAUUAUAUUGAAUAGGUUGUUGUAUCCUGGGUUCGAACUCCCUCUCCCUUAAAUUAUUGUAAUGGUUUUGAAACUCCCCUCCCCUAAAUAUUGUAAUAAUUUCGAAACUCCCUUCCUCAAAAUCAUUGUAAUAGUUUCAAACUCUCUUUCCUUUUUUUUUUUUUAUAAUAAUAAUUUAAGAAGAAACUAUAUCGAACUCAGCUUGUGCAAUAUUAUAAAUAUAUGAUUAGAAGAGCAAGCCUAGUAUCAAAACUGUAAACCUAA